Messenger RNA from Penicillium chermesinum, 1872 nucleotides. RefSeq names its product putative ABC transporter. The transcript is spliced from 7 exons. Lineage: Eukaryota; Fungi; Ascomycota; Eurotiomycetes; Eurotiales; Aspergillaceae. Gene Ontology annotation, molecular function: ATP binding; ABC-type transporter activity; ATP hydrolysis activity. Gene Ontology annotation, cellular component: membrane. The record is from RefSeq and is a predicted model, not a curated record. The coding region runs from base 1 to 1872 and encodes 623 amino acids.
AUGGCAGACCCCGAUGGUGCGGUUGAGCGCAGCACAGACUGGCUGGUUAAUUCGUCCGUCGAUACGUUCUCAUGGAGUGGUGUGACAGUGACGGUGAAGGAUCGGAAGACGAAGGCGCCGUUGAAUCUAGUCUCGGAUAUUUGCGGUCAUGUGCAGAAAGGAGAACUCGUUGCCCUGAUGGGCCCCUCUGGAUGCGGCAAAACAACCCUGCUCAAUGCUUUGGCGCGCCGUACAGUGGCCCCAGGGGCCAGGGUUGCUGGGACUUGUGUCGUCAACGGAAAAGAGGUUGAUAAAGCUGCUUUUCGCCGCAUGACCUCCUAUGUAGAGCAGGAAGACGCUCUUAUCGGCUCGGUCACGGUGGAGGAAACUCUCAAAUUUGCCGCGGACCUCUCUCUUCCAAGUUCGAUUUCCAGCCGCGAGCGUGCAGAUCGUGUGGGUCUUUCCAUGGCUUCUUUCGGGCUCCUGCAGCAAUCCAAAACCCUCGUCGGUACUCCAAUUCGCAAGGGCCUCAGCGGUGGUCAGAAACGACGAUUGAGUAUUGCUAGCCAACUCAUCACCUGCCCACGCAUACUCUUCCUGGACGAGCCAACGAGCGGCCUAGACUCGAAGGCAAGUUUUGAAGUCAUGUCGUACAUCAAAAAGGUUGCCGAGAAGAACAAAAUCAUUGUUAUUGCGAGUAUUCACCAGCCCUCGACCAGGACUUUUGAGGUAUUCGACAAACUUCUGCUUCUGUCUGGUGGCAAGACCUGCUUCUUUGGUCCCACCGCAAACUUGUACGGCUACAUCGAAGGAGCGACAGGGAGCCGGAUUCCAGAAUAUGUCAAUCCUGCUGAGUACCUUCUUGAUAUUGUCAGCUCGGACUUUGCGGUCGCCGACGAAGAUGCGGUUUCGCGGGUCCAAGGCAUCCAGGAUACAUGGGCCCAAUCCCCCGAUGCUAAAGCAUUGACGAGUGAAAUAAUUACCACCGAAGAACGGGGAGAGAAGGCAACGGCGGAGAACCUCGACUCUGCCGGUCGUCCAAACAUGGCGCAAAUCACACUCACUCUCCUCCACCGGUCGCUUAUCAAGAGCUUUCGUGAUGUUGUGGCGUACGGGAUCCGAAUUGUGAUGUAUCUUGGUCUUGCUAUCAUGAUGGGCACAGUAUGGCUACGUCUCAGCACAACUCAAGAAUCGAUCCAACCCUUUACCAACGCAAUUUUCUUCGGCUCCGCCUUUAUGUCGUUUAUGGCCGUGGCCUACGUGCCAGCCUUUCUGGAGGACCGGCAGACAUUUUCCAAAGAACGAGCGAAUGGCCUCUAUGGAGCGACCCCUUUCAUAGUCUCCAACUUUCUAAUCGGGCUUCCUUUUCUCUUCUUGAUAUCUGUCUUAUUCUCCAUCAUUUCAUAUUGGCUAUCCAACUUCGACCCCAGCGCCGACGCCUUCUUCACAUGGGUGAUGUGGCUCUUCCUGGACCUCGUCGCCGCAGAAUCGCUCGUCGUGCUUGUGUCGUCCAUAUUCCCGAAUUUCGUGAUUGCCCUCGCACUCGUCGCGUUCGCAAACGGCCUGUGGAUGAGCGUGGGCGGGUUUCUGGUAUCGCCGACGAUUCUGAACCCAUUCUGGCGCUAUGUGUUCCACUACAUCGACUAUCAGGCCUAUGUGUUCCAGGGAAUGAUGGUCAACGAGUUUUCACGACGAAACUAUUCCUGCGGCCACGGAUGCCAUUGCAUGUACGUCACGGACUUGGCCUCUCAAUGCCAGAUCCGAGGCACGGGGGUCUUGGAGUCCUAUGGGUAUGCGACUGGCAGGACUGGGAAAUGGGUUGGUAUCCUGAUAGGCAUUAUUGCUGUUUAUCGGCUUUUCGGGUGGAUAGCUCUUUCUUUGCGCAAGACCUGA